Molecule: messenger RNA, 1298 nt
Organism: Actinia tenebrosa (Australian red waratah sea anemone)
Lineage: Eukaryota; Metazoa; Cnidaria; Anthozoa; Actiniaria; Actiniidae
Product: QRFP-like peptide receptor
Biological process (GO): G protein-coupled receptor signaling pathway
Cellular component (GO): plasma membrane
Molecular function (GO): G protein-coupled receptor activity
Source: RefSeq, a predicted model, not a curated record
AGCAGGCAAGGGAAGACGUUUGAUACCCACAGUACAGCAGCAAGAAAAUAACAAGAGAUCGACGAUAAACUGGCCCAUCGAAUACCUGAACAGAAAUACAGGCUGAGAUGUCCGCUACCACCAAUCAGCUUCAGCUUGGCUUUGACGUCUUUGCUUUAAUCUUUGGUGGCCUUGGCAACAGCCUCGUUAUCGCAGUCAUAUCGAACAAAAACCAAAAGAACGUCAAUGAUGUCUUCAUAAUYAAUCUUGCCAUUGCUGAUGUCAUGUUCAUAUUAAUGAGUAUUCCUGGUGACGUSAUGAGAGUUCURGCUAUAGCACCGCAUUCGUUGCUCUAUUGUUCGACAGUCCGACCCCUCGUAACCAUGUUCUUUUGCCUUGGCUUGUUUACCAUAACCGCAAUGUCCAUCUAUCGAUGUUACGUCAUUGUUCAUCCGUACCGCCCCAAGAUGAAGUUCAUGUACGCGUAUAUCUGGAUACUUAUUGUGUGGGCUCUUUCUUUUAUGACAUCGCUACCUGCUAUUAUCGUAGCAUCUGUAUCGACACGAGGUCGUUGCGAGGGAACAUGGAAAUCUCGAAAGUACAAAGACGCUUACAUCAUAUUUUUACUUUUAGCAAAAUGCAUCAUUCCAUUGUUGCUCAUCACGAUUGCUUACACCAGGCUUGGCUUCUUUCUCUAUCACAAUAAACCACCUCAAACAGAAAACAGCGCUUCAAACCAGAAAAGAAAUCGAAUCGAAAACAUCAAGAYUGUGAAAACCGUUGCUGCAAUUGUGUUGUUGUUCGCAGUGUGUACGACUCCACAUCAAACAGGCUGGGCCUUGCUUCAGUUCGGAGACGAAGAAGAAAAACAAAAAGGUAAAUCCAUAUUACGAAUAAGUCCCAUUAUCCAGAACCUUCACACGUGYGUGAAUCCACUCAUAUAUGCUAUAUCGAGAAGGUAUUACAGGCAAGAAUACAUUAAGUAUCUCAAAAMGUUUUGCUGUGCCUGCUGCAAGUGGAGCUCAACAGGUCGUGUCGAUCCUAGUACCUGCGACGAUUUAACUCAGCUGCCAAAUCAUWYAACACAUGCGAGAUGCCAUGAAAAUGGGGAAGCAUCCGGUGGAGAUGUUGCUCAGCUUGACAACAGAACGGUAUUGUGAGAUAAAGACAGAAAAGAAACGACUUUAUUUGAAAUGAUGCCCCUUUUAGUAGAAGAUGAAACCAUCAUUACCACUAUGCAUCAAUCAUCAUCAUCAUCAUCAUGCAUCAAUUAUCAUCAUCAUCAUCAUCAUGCAUCAAUCAUCAUCACCAUGCAUCAA